AUGGAUUUUGGAUAAGCAAGAUCUGCUGAAGGAGCGCCAAAAAGACUUGAAAUUUCUUUCUGAAGAAGAAUAUUGGAAGCUACAGAUAUUUUUUACGAAUGUUAUCCAGGCUUUAGGUGAACACCUUAAAUUAAGACAACAAGUUAUUGCCACUGCAACAGUCUACUUCAAGAGAUUCUAUGCCAGAUAUUCCCUAAAAAGUAUAGAUCCAGUAUUAAUGGCUCCUACGUGUGUGUUUUUGGCAUCCAAAGUAGAGGAAUUUGGUGUUGUUUCAAAUACAAGGUUGAUUUCUGCUGCUACUUCUGUAUUGAAAACUAGGUUUUCUUAUGCCUUUCCGAAGGAGUUUCCUUAUAGGAUGAAUCAUAUACUAGAAUGUGAAUUCUAUCUCUUAGAAUUAAUGGACUGCUGUUUGAUAGUGUAUCAUCCUUAUAGACCUUUGCUCCAGUAUGUGCAAGAUAUGGGCCAAGAAGACAUGCUGCUACCUCUUGCAUGGAGAAUAGUGAAUGACACAUACAGAACUGAUCUUUGUCUGCUGUACCCUCCUUUCAUGAUAGCUCUAGCUUGCCUACAUGUGGCCUGUGUUGUCCAGCAGAAGGAUGCAAGACAGUGGUUUGCUGAGCUGUCUGUUGAUAUGGAAAAGAUUUUAGAAAUAAUCAGGGUUAUUCUGAAGCUGUACGAGCAGUGGAAGAACUUUGAUGAAAGGAAAGAGAUGGCUACUAUUCUUAGCAAAAUGCCUAAACCAAAACCACCUCCAAACAGUGAAGGAGAACAGGGUCCAAAUGGUAGCCAGAACUCUAGUUACAGCCAAUCUUAGGACAUUCCAAAGAAUUUCUUUACGGACCACUUUGGAUCAAGACAUCUGGGGAUCUUUCCUGUGUUCAUGGAAUGGACAGAAGAUUUUAGUUACCAUCUUUGACAAAGAACUUGAAGAAUAAAUAGCUUGUUUCUGUCAAGCAUUUUGAAACCUUUUUCUUUAAAACUGCAUCAUUUUCCUUGAAGCUGGAGUAAAUGUACUAAGAUUUCUCAGUGUAAGGAAUCAAACAUAAACCAAGCUGCAAAAGAUUAACACUAUCCACUCAAAACAAACGGGUUUUGUUUGCUUUGAGAAAGUUGUAGCUUGCCAUUAGAGCGAACUUUUUUUUAAAAGCAACAGUAACCUGAAGCCUAAGUAUAAUUAUGUUGAUGACCUGUGUUGUCUUUAUUUUGUUUGUGACUGAAGGAAGAUAGUGCACUGUCUGUUAAAUCUAUUCAUUACAUUUUUUUUAAUAACUGUGGAUACUGUAACAGGUAAAACAGGAAUUCUUCAGGAUCAAACCUAGAAGAGUCCACAAAGAGUAUUGUUUUGAUCGAAACUGCAGGAAAGAAACUCAGUUCCCUUUUGGAUUAGAGAAAUGCUGUUUUACUCUGUAGAUGUACUUGGAUAUUUUUACCAUGAAGCCUAGUAGUCCAGCUUACCAGAGAAGUGCAAUAUGUAUAGUGUUUCUGCAGUUUUCUUCAUCAUUUCAAGUGUUAGGAACUAAAAAACAACCCAACACACUGAUUUACUUGCAGGUACCUGUGCUGUGUGGUACAUCGGAGUACUCUACAAGUAACUGAUCAAAUUCAAAUCUGGAUACGAGUGCUAUUUUCAUUGUGGAUUUUUUUUUUUUUUGUACAAAAGAUAUAUACACUGUUAGUCUGCCUUCACUGUUAGUGUGGAUUUGUGUGGUUCAUUAGAGAGGUUAUUUAUGAGGAUCAGUGAGCUUUAUACUGGCUAACUUUAACAACGAUCCUCAGAGCAACUGUUUAGAAUAACUGAAAUGGGAUUCCUUGGUUAACUAUAUGCUGGAGAAAAUGAGAUUCCUUCAAAGAGAAGGCCAUAUCCUGUGUUCCUUACUCAGGCAGAUCUCCCAGUAAAGGCAGGAAUUGAUCUAGGUCAGACUUGCUGAUUUUUAGGUAAUUUUGUUCCUAAACAAUUUCUUGUACAACUUUGAAUGAGAAAGUUGACUUACCAAGUACAAAAGCUGAACAAUAAAAUAAAGUGCAG
Messenger RNA from Tinamus guttatus (white-throated tinamou), 2026 nucleotides. Lineage: Eukaryota; Metazoa; Chordata; Aves; Tinamiformes; Tinamidae. The record is from RefSeq and is a predicted model, not a curated record.